Molecule: messenger RNA, 540 nt
Organism: Symbiodinium pilosum
Lineage: Eukaryota; Dinophyceae; Suessiales; Symbiodiniaceae
Source: the annotation of a GenBank genome assembly
AUGGAGGGCUUUUCACAGCAUAUGGGCCUAAUGGACUACUUGCCGAGGUCGCGUGAUCAGGCGAAUUCAUCGCCGAGUCAGCAAAUUCCCGAGGUGAUAUCACCAAUGGCCGGACAGAUCUCGCUGUUUGGCAGCUAUGCUUCUGAAGGCCCUGCAAAGCUUGACGUCUCAAUGGAUCGCCAGGAUGAGGUGCUCGACUGCAGACUUGAGCAUGCUGCGCUUGUGGCCAGGCAGCUGCGCCUUCAAGCGGCAGAGCAAGAGGCAAGCAGGGAGGCGAUUACGGUGCAGCUUAGGUUAGCAGCUUUGCGGGAAGAGGUUCUGCAGGAGCAGAAGCGGCAGGAGUUUCUGCAAGCAGCCUUGCAACGUGCCCAAGCUGGCGGCGCCGCAUUGCAAAUGGCAUCGGCCAUGACAUGUCAACGCCAAGAGGCAGCUUUGGGGGCCCGGAGUCAACUUCUUGCAGGGAAGCCUCUGGUGUCAUCUUUGGAGUGUCAGGCUUCUGCGAGUGGAGCUACAAGAGAUCCGAUCAGAGCUGGCGGCUGA